Molecule: messenger RNA, 4404 nt
Organism: Anopheles gambiae (African malaria mosquito)
Lineage: Eukaryota; Metazoa; Arthropoda; Insecta; Diptera; Culicidae
Product: zinc finger protein sens
Exons: 5
Coding region: 871-2583 (570 amino acids)
Cellular component (GO): nucleus
Source: RefSeq, a predicted model, not a curated record
CCGUACUCCACCAAUAAGUUCCUCUCCAUUUUAUGCAAACAAGCGCCGUACACUGUAUCCAUUCCAUUGAUUUGCUUUGGUCAAUAAUAUUGCUUCACAAUUCAACGAGCUGCCACGGCAUUGGUCGAGCCCGUGGUGUACAUUCCGAUCGCAUUUAUCACACCCAGUGUACCCCCAUCCGAUCGUAUUAAUCGGUUAAGCGGGCGCUCCUAGAGUCUACUAACCUUCUCUAUAGCGGGCAAAUACACUACCAACAGCACCAGCAACCCAAGCCCAUUGCUCUCGAGCACACUGAUUGGACCCGGUACCUACGGAGCACUGUGACUUUAUUUAUCUAUCAAUCAAGUCCCCCUGAUCUGCUAUCAGUGUUAUUUAUUCACAAACAUUUGCUCAACCACACGAUAGCCACAUUUGCCUCAUUUGAACCGAGAGCUAGAGAGUAUUCCCACUGGAGGGGUUGUUGAGUGUGGCAACACACGGCUACAGACCAUACAGACCUUUAUACAUAAAGCGUCACAAGUGCUUCGCGAAGGAUUAAUCAAAUUGUUUGUCCUUUCAAACAUCGAACGUGAGAGAGAGAGGGAGAGCCUGUUUGCCUGAUGGUGUCACAUGAGACAUAAUAAGCCAUCGUUUGCUAAAGUAAGUUCUCCACAAUGGAGCACCCAUACGAGCCCUACGAGUGUUUGCGUUUUAGUCGUAAUUGAAAAGCAUUAACAAAUUAGAUGAUACUAUCGGCGGUGCAGUGGGCUAGUUCCCUAUUUUCCCCCCAACAGCAACAAAUUGUGCUCAACAAAGGGGAACGAAGUAUUUUCCCUUCGCUUCCGCAGCCUGCGCGCAUUUGUUCACACGUUUUUCCUCGUACCGGGGGAAAUGAUUUUAUUUACAACCGCACUUAACACCAGGACCUGUUCCACUGACGGAUUUUUGGACGCUUGUUUUUUUUUCUCCCACACAAACAAAGACACAGACAUGGCACACUUAUCGCCUCCACCUUCGCCACCGGUCGGCCAAACGCCUCCGGCCGUGAGUGCCCUGAACGCACUCAAUGCCUCAGCUUCAGCCAACCUAAUCCAGCGUGCCUCAGCGUUUAGCUCCGUACUGGGGCAGAAGUGGAACCCACGUGAUCUUCUUCUACUGUACAACCCGCUGUUCUACUCGGGAGCCGCCGCCUUUCCCUGGCCACAGUUUCUACUACCUCAGCAACCGAUCACACCGGUGUCGCCCAACCUGAACGCCUCUAGUCGUGACUAUACGCUUACGCCCGAGAAGGAGGAGAUUGUUGACGAAGAUAUGCCUCUGAACCUUUCGAUGAAGCCUUCCACCUCGACGCCCAAUGCACGGCACGCGGCCCUAACCCACUCGAUCAACAUCUGGUCACCGGCCAGCAUGUGCGAGAAGGAAACGAUCGACGGCGACAACCAAAGCAACAUCGACAUCGAGAACGACGACGACUCGAGCGGUGAUCUGCAGAUCGAUGAGUCGUUCGACUCACAACACCACCACCACCAUCAUCAUCACCAUCAUCAACCUCACCAGCACCAGGAGCGCCAGGAUCGUCAGCGGGAAACGGCACGCAUCCUGACCGAGUACAACAGCCUGCUGCUGAACGGGCGGCAGUCACGCUCCUCCCAGGACUACUUCAACUACAGCAAGAUCAGCAAAGGCUACUUCACGCACCUCCAGCAGCAACAGAAAAAUCUGGAAAUUCUACGCCAAAACCGUACCGAUCUGUUCGUGCUGAACGGGGGAAACGAUAACAACAACAAGGAGGGCGUCAAGAACCAAAACCAAACGGGACAGGAGCGUAGUGGUGGUGCUGGCAGUGUACGAUUGGGUGGUAGUGUUGGGGUGGGAACUAGUGAGAGUGAUACGAUCGGUGAACAGUACGGGUACGGGAAGAUGGACGUAGGGGGCAGUUCCUCAACGCGACCCGACUCAACGCAACCGCACCACGCGGACAGUCCGUACGGAAGUUCGAACGAUUCUUCGUCCCAUGGUCAUUCGCACUCGAUCGUAAGCACACCGACGGGCGAGGGCGGCAAGAAGAGUGUCAAACUGUAUCAGUGCAAGCAGUGUGGCAAAACGUUCAAACGGUCCAGCACGCUCUCGACUCAUCUGCUGAUCCACAGCGACACCCGGCCCUACCCGUGCCAGUACUGCGGCAAGCGGUUCCACCAGAAGUCCGACAUGAAGAAGCACACGUACAUCCACACCGGUGAAAAGCCCCACAAGUGUGUCGUCUGCCUGAAGGCGUUCAGCCAAAGCUCGAACCUCAUCACGCACAUGCGCAAACACUCCGGCUACAAGCCGUUCUCAUGCGGGCUGUGCGAUAAGGCGUUCCAGCGCAAGGUGGACCUGCGAAGGCACCGGGAGGGCCAGCACAACGAGCCGGCGACGGCCGGCAGCCCGAUCGAUAUGGUCAAGUACGAGCCGAAGCUAAACCACACCGGCAGCGAAACGGACGACACGAUGAUGGAUGAGGUGGGUGCGGUGCAUGGACAGCACACCAUCGAAUACCAGCACACCACCGCCGCCGCCCCCGCCGACAUCAAGAUAGAGCAGGUCAGCAGCAGUUGCUCCUGAUUUCCGAUCCCGCCGAAUCGGGUGGAAUGUUUCGCGAGGUAAAUGUAGGAGAAGAUGAAGAUAGAGGCGCAGUGAGAGUGAGAAAAGAUCAGCAAAAACGUACCAAAUGUUCCUUCAACUUCAAAACCGUGUUGUGCUGAGAUGACUUCCCUUCCGGAGGGAGCGCAGUGUAAAAGCGAAAGCGGAUUGCGUGCUUUCGGCGCGUCGUCUAAUUCCGGACUGAACCGUUUGUGGAUUCUGUGCAGGCAGCCGUAGACUGUGUAUGUGUAUGUGUGUGAACGCCUUUGUGUGAGUUUAUACGGCAAAAGAGCUCACUGACCCGAGAAAAACAGCCUAAACAAGAGCAGAUGGUACACCACGAGUUGCACAACUGGUGUGAUUGUUAGUUUCCUUCGUUCAAGCGAAAAAAGGAUGCAUCCAAUACUAAAUCAGUUCAGGCCGUUUUUUGGGGAGCCCCUUUUGUACACCAUACGUGCGUUGCUCAGAAGAUGCUUUGUGGAAGUGUUUUCUUAUAGAUUCACCUUCUUAUGUGGUAACAAUAAUAACGACAAAAAACCCUCUGUCCUUUUGUUUAGAUGUUAGCUGUACCAUAAGUAAGGCUAGUUUGUGAACCUUUAGUACCAGUAGUGGCAAUGGGUCCUUCACAAGAUAUUUAUUUUUUUAUGUGUAUUUAAUUAUUACCAAUCGAAAGCCACCGUAAGAGGGAAACACCACCUAAGUGUAAUGUAGUGAAAUUUUUUUUUAAUUUUUUUUGAAACUAGAUAUACCAAAGUUAAUGCCGGAGUUCAAUGAUAUGGGAUGAUGAGCGAAAGAGAAGGGUUAUUUUCUAUGACAUUUUCAUCAAUAUGAGGUCAAUCGAUCUAAAAACCUAAGACACAUUUUCCCGAUUGAUCGUUUUUGAAUAAGUAAACAAGAUUGUAAAUACGUUCCUUCGUUACUCAUUUUCGGCCUAACAGAUCAUUGUUGUUUUUAAAAAUGAUUUAGAGCAUCUAGUCUCCAACAUCUGGACUGUAAAAUGUCAUCGAAUGGAAAUAACCCUUUUCUUAACCCUUUUUUCCCCUAUGCAUUGCUCAACCGACAUUACAUCAAAAUUAAAGAGGCAAAGUCCAAACGACUAGAGUGGAUCGUUACCGCGUACUAAGAAUUCGUCGUAUUCUAAAUUCUGCUGCUUUUUUUUCUUCUCUGCCGAGGUAAAACAAGGGAAUUCUCUACUGCAAACGAGCAGUUUAGAUUUAGAUUCCGUACAUAUAACUAAGUUUACAAGUAUCAAAUUGUGUCUUGUAAACAAGCGAACACCUCCCCGUGUCUUUAGUCAUGAACUAGCGUGUAAUCAGCCGUCAGUGUUAGUGUCACACAUGUUGCCCAAGGGCAGCGUGUUGAACCCUUUUUCCGUCUUUAGUCAUGAAUUAGUAUGCCACUUAUUCUCAUAUCAGCUACAUGACCAAAGAGAAGUGUUUAAUUCAAAGACGAAAGCCCAAACGCUAGCCAUCGUUUGUGUCCGGAUAGUCUCCUAUCCGCUUGUGUCUUAGUCGAUACAAUUGCUGGAGAUCAUUCCGGUACAUUGCAGGCAAGGUUUGUGCGGGCUUUCAUCCUUUCCCAUUAUACUCUCUUUUGAUUUCAAUCGAGACCGAUCCCGAUUCAACUACCCAUUAGUGUACGUACAGUCGAGCUAGAACGGUGUCUGUUAUCUAGUGUCUAGAUAUGUUAUGUGUCGAGUGUCGAGUGUUGCGAAUCAGACGCGAUCGUUGGGAUCGAAACCGUCCAUCCAGAUUCCGGAAGGGAUUGUUAGGAUUAAGGGUGUACUGUAUAGUCUGCUAGUAA